AUGACUGAAAUGGAGAGCGCCUUAUCCGACGAACAUUUAGAUGGCAGCGAUGCCGAAGGAGAAUCCUUUCCAAAGCAGGAAGCUCCGCCUGUUCUCGAUGAUUUACCCGAGCCCGAAGUCCAAGAAGAAGAAGGGGAUAAUCUAGAACUCCAAAUGAAAGCGUUUAAAGAGGAGGCUAUCGAGUGGGAACGAGCUGCCGUCUUCCUUGCCGAAGCUUUGCAAACACUCAUCGACGAGAAAAAGACAAAAGAUCCGUCUUUGGUUCUCGAAGAAGGAAAGUUGAACACAAUCAACUACAAUUUCGAAGAAGCGGAAGCUCAUUUUGCGCGCAAUCUCUACAUUGUUUCCGGCAAUGAAAACAUCACUCUUCGGGAUGUGGAUAGACCUGUUGGUACACAUGACGACGGCCUUUCCAAUCCAAAGACAGAGGAAUCAGACAACAAGCUCUCAGCACUCGGCUCAGUUGAAGUCCUCCAACAGGAAUUAAUGCUUUCCGAAGAACGAGCACUACGGGCGGAAGAAAAAGUGGAAGAACUUGAGGGAAUUCUACUAGCUAUUCGUCAAAAAGAAACUGAGGAAAAACGAGAAGCCGAAAGAAGUCCGGAGGAGAAGAAAAAACGAGAACAAGAAGAAGCCAAGAAAGUGGAACCUCCGAAAGCGCCUCCCGUUUUGACUGCUCCUAGAAUCGCUAAGCCGACAACAACAGCCUCAGAGCUCGUCGUGCCCACGAGUACUCAAAGGCCCCGAUCGCCAGGAGGAGCCAACUCGCGGCCUAACUCUGCGAAUCCAAAGAAGGGCCAACCAAAAAAACGAACAACGACGAGAAAAUGA
Messenger RNA from Oikopleura dioica, 831 nucleotides. NCBI's taxonomy places the organism in Eukaryota, Metazoa, Chordata, Appendicularia, Copelata, Oikopleuridae. The record is from the annotation of a GenBank genome assembly.